AUGCCCGGCCUCGUUCGGACCGCGCAGCACUACCUUGCCGCCUUCGCGGCUUUCUCGGCCGUCUCGUCGGCGGCGCCGGGCGUCACGCUGCCCGGCUACGGCAGCUUCGCGGGCACGACGGUCGGCCAGACGCUGACCAAGAAGCCGCUGCCGGCGACGGUCGAUGCGUGGCUCGGCAUCGACUACGCGUCGCAGCCCGUCGGCGAGGGCCGCUUCGCGCCUGUCGGCCCGCCGGCCGCGUUUGAUGGGUGGAAGAAUGCGUCGGCGUACGGGUACGUGUGCGUGCAGGAUCCCGAGGAGAUAUCGUACGCGCAGGAUGAGGCUUGCUUGAGCAUGAACGUCUUCCGUACCCAGGGUGUCUCGUUUGAUGAGAAGCUGCCGAUUCUUAUUUGGAUCCAUGGAGGUGGUUUCGUUGCAGGCUCGGCCAGGAGCUUUGACGGUGCAUCCUUCGUUGCCAAUUCCGAGGCGCCGGUGAUGGUAGUGACUUUCAACUACAGGGUCAACUCUUUGGGAUUCCUCCCCUCGCCGCUCUUUGAUCGCCUGGGUCUGCUGAACCUGGGCCUUCUCGACCAGCAACGUCUGUUCGAGUUCGUCCAGCAGUACAUCUCGUACUUCGGCGGCGACGCCUCCAAGGUCACCAUCGGCGGCCGCUCGGCGGGCGCUCACUCAGUCGGCAUUCACCUCUUCCACAACUACAACAAGACCGAGGGCGCCUCGCCGUACUUCUCCCAAGCCAUCCUGCAGUCCGGUAGCGUGACAGCACGCGCCUUCCCCAACGCCUCGUACCCGCUCUACCAAGCGCAGUUCGCAUCGUACCUCGACCUCAUCGGCUGCGGCAGCCUAGCCAACAGCACCGACGACGCCGCCGUCCUCGCCUGCCUGCGCGCCGCGCCCAUCGCCGCCAUCGAGGCGGCCAGCACGCUCCUCUUCAACAAUUCCUCGUACGCCAUCACCUGGCCCUUCCAGCCCACGCGCGGCGGGCCCCUCCUCGAGCAGGCGGGCUCGACGUCGGGCUACAACGGCCAGUUCUACCGCAUCCCGACCAUCACGACCAACGUGCGCGACGAGGCCAAGUACUACAGCCCGGGCGACCUCAACACCACGGCCGACUUCUCCGCCUUCUUCGCCAACCUCAUCCCCGGUCUCACGCCCGCCGACCUCGCCGACCUGGACGCCCUGUAUCCGGACCCCGCGGGCGACGCCAACGGCACCUUCAGCCCCUACGCAAACAGCCCCAACUCGACCCAGUACGACCGCGUCAGCGCCGCGCUGACCGACUACAUGUACGCGUGCGCGGGCCAGGAGACGGCCGUGCGCAUGUCCGACGUCAGCGAUGUCCCCGUCUUCAAGCUCAACUGGGUCGUCAACAACACCUGGCCCGCGUGGAAGGGCAUCCCGCACACCUCCGACACCAAGUACACGUGGGUCGAGCCCGCCGGCGUGCGCGAGACGGGCGGCGUCCAGUACCCCGACGUCGGAAAGCUGCUGCACUCGUACUUUGCCGACUUCGUCGCGCUCGGCGGCGACCCGAAUGCCGGGAACAGGACCGGCCUGCCGUACUGGCCGAGGUAUGUGGAUGGCUGGGAUGAGGGUAAGCCCGGGUUCCAGUUGAGGGUCGAGCCGUUUGGGCAGAGUAGGGUUGAGGGCGAUGCGAUUAGGCGGACGCAGUGUGAGUGGUGGAGGGAUGAGGGGAGGUCGGUGAGGUUGGAGAAGUAG
Lasiodiplodia theobromae is the source of this 1716-nucleotide messenger RNA. Its product is annotated as Para-nitrobenzyl esterase. The transcript is spliced from 3 exons. Bases 1 to 1716 code for a protein of 571 amino acids. The record is from RefSeq and is a predicted model, not a curated record. Lineage: Eukaryota; Fungi; Ascomycota; Dothideomycetes; Botryosphaeriales; Botryosphaeriaceae.